AUGUCUGAAACCUCAAUAGACAUCAUUAUCAAUGGUCUUCAAGCACAAAUCUCCGAAUUAAAAGAAGUUAUUUCUGCACAAACAACAAAUUUGAAACCUUUAGAGGACGAACUCUACGCCUUAAAGAUUACAAAUAACAAAUUAAAUUAUCGUAUUACUCAAUUGUUACGCACUUUAGAAGAAAAAGAUUCAGAAAUCUCGUCAUUAAAGGAAUCUAUUAAUAAAAAAAAGCAAUCGAAUUCAAAGUAA
Molecule: messenger RNA, 249 nt
Organism: Funneliformis mosseae
Lineage: Eukaryota; Fungi; Glomeromycota; Glomeromycetes; Glomerales; Glomeraceae
Source: the annotation of a GenBank genome assembly